AUGGGCCUGAGGCUGAAUACCCUCCAGCCGGCCCUGAGGUGGUCCCUUCGCCAUCAGUCCGUACUUGAAUUUUCUCGAAAUCAGAGCCGGACCUUCAUGGCUGAGGCCAAGAAGCAAAUGGAGGUGCAGGACGAGGGCCCGAUUCCCGAGCCACCUUCUCCCAACCCAAUAACAAGGAGAAUACAUAUACUGGGAACUGGAAACAUCGGAAGCUUUAUUGCACAUUCCCUUGCGGCACUACCAAAUAGGCCUCCAAUGACUUUGCUUCUACAUAAGCUUGAACAUUACUUUGCAUGGCAUAAGCAUGGAAAGCGUCUUACACUUGUGAAGAACGGAAUUGCAGAACCAAGGGGUGGAUUCGAUGUCAACGUGCUUAGGGAUGGCGUCUGGUAUGAGCCAUACAGGUCUGCCGAAUUUGAGUCGAGUCAGGGCGGAAAUGCCCGACCUAUAUCUCCACGGUGGGCAGACGAGCAGUUCCUCGAUGUGAACAACGAGAGGAUCGACAAUCUUAUUUUGGCGGUCAAAGCAACACAAGUCGAACAAGCUUUGAAAUCUGUGGCUCACCGACUCACCCCUAAGUCAGCGAUUGUCUUCAUCCAGAAUGGAAUGGGCAUUCGGGAAGAAGUCAAUGAGAAGAUUUUUCCGGAUCCCGCUACCAGGCCGAAUUAUAUCCAGGGAAUCACGUCGCAUGGAUUAUAUUACACAAAGGCUUAUCACAUUACUCAUGCCGGGGUUGGGACGUCUGCAUUUAGUAUCGUAUACCCCGAACGACCGCAACCGCCCGUCGACGAGUCGAGAAACGUGAAUCUUGGAGAGAAGUUUAGCGACAGGGAUUACUGGGCUAUUUCGUCCAUCUACUUAACCAACACCCUAAUCCGCUCGCCGGAACUGACAGCCAUCCGAAUCAAUAAAAACGAAAUGCUACAAUUUCAACUCGAGAAGCUUGCCAUAAACUGCGUGAUCAACCCUCUUACUGCUCUGAACGACUGUAAAAACGGCGAUCUUCUUUACAACUACAACCUCUCUCGAGUGCAAAGGCUGUUACUCAUUGAGAUCUCUACCGUGAUCCGCGCCCUUCCCGAAUUACAAGGCAUACCUGGCGUUACGGCUCGGUUUGCACCUGAAAGAUUACGCACUCUGGCAGUCAAUGUUAUGCACAAGACCGCAGAGAAUACAAGUUCAAUGCUACAGGACAUGAACAUAGGGAAAGAGACGGAAAUCGAGUAUAUCAAUGGGUAUAUCGUCCGUCGAGGGGAAGAGUUGGGAAUCAAAUGUGCUCUUAAUUAUAUGCUGGUACAAAUGGUGCUAGCAAAGACGAGAAUGCUCUCGAGGAAGAUGCAGGGCCACGUUCCCCUCGAUCCCUCUGUGCCACGAUGA
This is a messenger RNA of Uncinocarpus reesii 1704, 1377 nucleotides long. Its product is annotated as 2-dehydropantoate 2-reductase. Gene Ontology annotation, cellular component: mitochondrion; cytoplasm. The record is from RefSeq and is a predicted model, not a curated record. Gene Ontology annotation, molecular function: NADP binding; 2-dehydropantoate 2-reductase activity. The coding region runs from base 1 to 1377 and encodes 458 amino acids. Gene Ontology annotation, biological process: pantothenate biosynthetic process. NCBI's taxonomy places the organism in Eukaryota, Fungi, Ascomycota, Eurotiomycetes, Onygenales, Onygenaceae. The transcript has a single exon.